AGUGUCGAUCGGAGGUUCGCCACCUGGCGAUGCGAGUUUUCUGAGUUGUGAGGCGUCUCCAGGUGUCAGUCUCAUCCAGCUGCUGUCCCACCUCGUUAACCCACGCUCCCUCUCCCUCUCUCUCUCUCUCUCCCCCUCUCUCUCCACACACACAGAUCUCACUCACACCGCCAUGUGUGACUCUCAGUGCUGAGGACGGGAUGUCCGCUCUGUGAACACGGCGACUGACUGGAUGGAUUCUAGGGCGCGCAGGAAUAACGCAGUGAACUGACAGCAGGAUCGGUGUUGUUGCUCGCUUUCUUUUUGCCCGGAGUUUUCUUUAACCAUCUCUGGAAUAGUUACGCACACUGGUGGGAACGUGGAAGAUUUAUUCCUCAGGCCCUGAGCACCUGCUAUGUGUCUGGUGUGGAAAAUACCUGGUGGAAGGUGUUCAGCGGGAUCCAGCCUGGGAGGACAGGACAUCUGUAACUGAUAAAGCUCCGUUUCGUUUCUUUUUUUCCUUCCACCAUUUUUUUCUAAUUUGUGCGUAAUGUACGUGGAAUGAAAAUAGAGGAUGGAUAUAAUCUGGGAAAUACUGCUCAUUCUUCAAGCCAAUUUCAUUGUCUGCAUAUCAGCACAGCCGAAUCCACCGAAGAUUCACGAAGGAUGGUGGGCGUACAAGGAGGUGGUGCAGGGGAGCUUUGUUCCAGUGCCAUCGUUCUGGGGACUGGUAAACUCGGCCUGGAACCUGUGCUCGGUGGGGAAGAGGCAGUCCCCAGUCAACAUCGAGACCAGCCACAUGAUCUUUGACCCCUUCCUCACGCCAAUCAAGCUGAACACAGGCGGCCGCAAGGUGGGAGGGACGAUGUACAACACGGGCCGCCAUGUCUCUCUGCGACUGGACAAGGAGCAUCUGGUUAACAUCUCUGGGGGGCCGAUGACAUACAGCCAUCGCCUGGAGGAGAUCCGGCUACACUUUGGCAGUGAGGAUGGUCAGGGCUCUGAACACCUGCUGAAUGGACAAGCCUUCUCUGGAGAGGUUCAACUGAUCCACUACAAUCAUGAGCUCUACACAAACUAUACAGAAGCUGCUAAAAGCCCCAAUGGACUUGUCAUAGUGUCCAUAUUCAUGAAGAUUGCUGAGACAUCGAACUCAUUCCUGAAUCGAAUGCUGAACAGAGACACCAUCACAAGAAUAACAUAUAAAAAUGAUGCGUAUCUACUGACUGGCCUGAACAUAGAGGAGAUUUACCCAGAGACAAGUAGUUUCAUCACAUACGAUGGAUCGAUGACCAUCCCUCCGUGCUAUGAGACCGUCACAUGGAUCCUGAUGAACAAGCCUGUGUAUCUCACACGUAUGCAGAUGCACUCUCUGCGCCUGCUGAGUCAGAACCAGCCAUCGCAGAUUUUCCUUAGCAUGAGCGACAACGUUCGCCCGGUCCAGCCGCUGAACAACCGCUGCAUCCGCACCAACAUCAACUUCCGCAUGCAGGGCAAGGACUGCCCCAACAACCGGGCCCAGAAGCUCCAAUACCGAGUGAACGAGUGGUUGCUAAAGUAGCCUCCCUUGGAUGAGCAUGGAAACGAGUGUCAGAGAUGGAGAGCGGGAGCGGGAUGAGGCUAAGGGAAGGAGGGGAGGACGGAGGAGGUGAACCCUGGUUUGAGGCUGCAUCUCAUCUAAGAUUAUUUCAUGGCAUUGUAUAAAGACAAACAACACCAGACAUUAUCUGAAUUAAGGGACUUUGCAUUGCGAGCAAAGAGACUUCUCUUUUCAUACAUACAGAACUGUUUGAACCCUCGAUCUAACACAUGCUAACAAGUCCUUUCCCCCACUGUACGACUAUAUCUAUACGGACAUUUUGAUACCAAUACUUUUUUGGGAGAAAACAAAAAGAGACACUUGGAAAGAAACUUAAAAAAAAAUGUUGAAGCAUUUAUUUGAUAGCCUCCCAACCGCUAGGAGAACGUUGGGACUUUAAAGCCUUUGUACAUAAAGUUGUUGCUAUCAACAGGAAAAUCCAAGGACUAAGUCACUGCCCCCACCCUGCCGGUCAAGACCUAAAAGUGAAGUCACCCUGAUCCACACGGACGUUUCAUUACAGUCACGAACAAGGCAUGCAGUCAGCGAAACCAACAGAGAGGGAACACCGCCUUACCUUGUCAUUUUCCAAAACUAGAGUCAUGUCAUGGGAGACGAGUAAAUAUUUACGGGCUUUCUUACGGCCUCAGAGCAACCAGUGUCUUGGCCUCGUUUGUACAUAUUAUAAUUAUCAAUACUGCAGAAAAAUCAAUAUGUAAAGAUACGUAAUGAAUUAACAUUGAAAAGAUAUAUUAAGAGGAGUUGAGAAUUUUAAAAAGCUUGGCGCACUUUGAAUUCUGGAACAGCUCUCAGUCUGAGCUGAUGCCUUUUUUCUGUUUUAUUGUUUACAAUGGUCAUACACUGUGUUUGAGUAAUGUUAUCAGCCCAAUAAAUGUGUCUGAAAAGUUCACUUUGGAAAAUGCUUCACUAUAUGAGGAUCU
This is a messenger RNA of Paralichthys olivaceus (Japanese flounder), 2499 nucleotides long. It is a transcript of the gene ca10a, whose product is annotated as carbonic anhydrase Xa. Lineage: Eukaryota; Metazoa; Chordata; Actinopteri; Pleuronectiformes; Paralichthyidae. Gene Ontology annotation, molecular function: zinc ion binding; carbonate dehydratase activity. The record is from RefSeq and is a predicted model, not a curated record.